UCAACAGCAGUCUUCAUGUGUCUAUAUCCCACACGGAGCUUUCACAACAACUGGAGUGGUGGCUGGUAGGGAGAAAAAUGCAGAAUUGCUACUGUGCAUGAUACUACGGAGAUAAACAGAGAAGAAAACAGGAUUGUCAGCCUCUGUAGUCUUGGAAAGGACUGGUGCUAAUUCCUUGAUUGGGUGAAUGCAAAGAAGGGAGAGGAGUAAGGAAGAAUAGUAUGUUGCAGUUUAACAUGCAGCGACAGUUUCCUUUCCUAAAACAUAAAGACAGAGAGAGGGAAGCACCAGAUGUCUUCCUGCAGCCUGACAAGGGGAAGGAUAAUGAAGGUAUGAGUGUAGACAAGCAGAGUGGCUUUUCUGAUACCGCUCCAUUGAACUCCCACCCCCUACUACUCCUGGGACCUGACGGGAAUUACAACUAUUACGUGGAUGAUGAAGAUGAGGAAGAGGAAGACAAAGAACAAGGAAAAUGGCCAAGCGGAGAUACAUUUGGGGAAGAAAACAAGCCCUCGUCAUCCAUUCCCUUCUCCCCUGCCCUUUUCUCUGGAGCCCCGACCACAGCUUCCACUUCGUCCAUACUGAACAUCAACGUUGGCGGCCAAACCUACCGUCUCACCUACCAGGCAGUGGCCAUCUAUCCCAAGACCCGCCUGGGCCGCCUGGCUACCUCCACUGACCGUCGCUGCCAGCUGGGCCUGUGCGAUGACUACACUGCCCAGGUAGAUGAGUAUUUCUUUGACCGGGACCCGGCCGUCUUCCAGCUGGUGUACAACUUCUAUGCCUCAGGGGUGCUGCGCGUGCGGGAUGAGCUGUGCCCUCGUAGCUUCUUGGAGGAGCUGAGCUACUGGGGCGUGCGGCUCAAAUACACACCUCGCUGUUGCCGCAUCUGUUUCGAGGAGCGCCGUGAUGAGCUGAGUGAGCAGCUGAAGGUCCAGCGCGAGCUGCGCUCCCAGGCAGAAGCUCAGGAGAACGAGCAGCUCUUUCACCACAUGCGCUACUAUGGUCCCCAGCGCUGGCGCCUCUGGAACCUCAUGGAGAAGCCCUUCUCCUCUGUCACCGCCAAGGUGAUGGCAGUUGCCUCCAGCUUCUUCGUGCUCAUCUCUGUGGUGGCCCUGGCACUCAACACGGUGGAGGAGAUGCAGCAGGUCGACCGGAAGAGCGGGGAGAGCAGGCCUGUCUUAGAGCACAUUGAAACGAUGUGCAUCGCAUUCUUCACACUGGAGUACCUGCUGCGCUUGGUCUCUACCCCAGACCUGCGCCGCUUUGCCAGCAGCGCCCUCAAUGCUGUAGACCUCAUUGCCAUCCUGCCCCUCUACCUACAGCUGCUGCUUGAAUGCUUUGCUGAUGUUGACCAGCCCCGAGGUCGGGGCUCUCAGCACGAGCACGACAUUGAGAAGGUGGGACGGGUGGGCAAGGUGGGACAAGUGCUUCGCAUCAUGCGCCUCAUGCGCAUCUUCCGCAUCCUCAAGCUGGCCCGCCACUCCACUGGGCUGCGUGCCUUUGGAUUUACCUUGCGCCAGUGUUACCAGCAGGUCGGCUGCCUUUUGCUCUUCAUUGCCAUGGGCAUCUUCGCCUUCUCUGCCAUGGUCUACACAGUGGAGCACGAUGUCUCCAGUACCAACUUCACCAGUAUCCCCCAUGCUUGGUGGUGGGCUGCCGUCAGCAUCUCUACAGUGGGAUAUGGAGACAUGUGUCCAGAAACUCACCUGGGCCGCCUGUUUGCUUUCCUCUGCAUUGCAUUUGGAAUAAUCCUGAAUGGAAUGCCCAUCUCCAUUCUCUACAACAAAUUCUCAGACUAUUACAGCAAGCUGAAGGCAUAUGAGUACACGGCUCUCAAGAAGGAAAGGGGGAAGGUGGACUUCACACGGAGAGCCAUGAAGAAAAUAUCUGAAUGCUGUGGAGAAGGUGCAACCCACCCUUUGUCACAGCGCUGAUACAGUUUGUGCUUUGGAUAUUGGGAGGGAACAGAGAUGCUGAAGGAGAAAGAAGAUAAACAGAUCAGCCAAGCUAAGGGAAGAUAAACUGAAAAGGCCAACAGUAACAAAAGUAGAUGGUGAGAUCUGUUGUGAAGGGGGUUGUUUUCAAAAGAAAAAAGGCUCAGAUUACAAUAGAUUUUUUUUUUUGGCUUUCCUAGGUUGUGAACAGCACUUAAGUGCUCGUCAACUAUCUUGAAUGACAUUCUUCAAAUCAGCCACCCAGAAACAAUGAAUUAGACCCAAAUGAAUAUGUAGCACUCUGCUACUGAUUAGACCCACAAUAAAGGCUCACCAUAAUCACAGCAAUGGAUAAAAAAUUGCUGCCAUUAAGGGUCAGCCACCUCAGCCCUGUCAAGGCAAUCUCAAAAAUUAAACAAAUAGAACGCCCAAUAUACUGACAGCAUUGUUAAAACUAGUUUUGCACCAGCUUUCAAAACCAGGAAAAGAGCCUAGAGCAUUUAGCUGAAUAUUAGCAACAUUUAUAGUCCUUAAGAUUUCAGCUUCUAUUUCCACUGUCAGAUAGCUAUGCUUCACUGUUCCAAUUUUAUUUUUCAAACACAGUCCUGCAAAUGAUUCCCAUUUUCAUAUUUAAGCAAGCAGCACACUGCUUUUAGUAUUCUCCUCCACCACCAUCUCCAUAUUCAUCUUUCAGUAUGCCAAGAACUAGAAAAGAAGUCUGGAGUCUGAGUUGAUAAAUGUCAUUGCUCAGCUUUGAAAACAUUUCCAAACCAAAACCUUCUUUAAGUAUAGGAUUAAGUGAUAAAUUAAAUUUAUUUCAGAGCAUAUAAUGUAUCUAUGUAUUGAAUUGUUAGAAUAAUAAUAGGCCUGUUGCGGGACAUAAGUAUUAAAGCAGCAUUUAAAAAAAUAAUCAAAUGAAACAUGUAAUGGAUAAUAGCUUAUAAAGACUUUUCAUACAAAGGAUCUUAUCAGCACUUAUCUGUAACCAAUUUUAAAUAUAAUUUAAAGUCAAGAUACUUUGUCUGGUGCAUACAGCCACUAAGGACACAAUUUUGACACCUUAGCUCACCCCCAGUAGUAUCUCACUUCCUAAGGUUACUGAGCCUUCUUGCACAGCUGGAUGCAAUGUCUCAUGAGUCAGAAACUCACCCCAAAACCUGUGAAACAAAUAACAGCAACAAAUCAAAUCUAUGUUUCAUGUAUUAGUUCACGGCAUAUCGGAAAUAUUCUUUUUAUGUAGGCGCAGUCACACCAGUUUAGAAAUAGUAAUCUGAAAAACAGAUUUGAAAAAAAUUGUUAUUUUAUUGAUAUUCAGAUACAAAUGGUGUUGAAAAACAGAAAAAAGGGUAACAAAAAGAGACAAUGGUAACAGUCACUGAUAUGACCCAUGGCUGAUAUUAGCAGCACUCUUGCUGCAAAACAGCCUGAUGGCAGAGAUGCAGUUUAAAAUUCUUGAACUCUCA
Tyto alba (common barn owl) is the source of this 3400-nucleotide messenger RNA. RefSeq names its product potassium voltage-gated channel modifier subfamily V member 2 (gene KCNV2). Gene Ontology annotation, molecular function: voltage-gated potassium channel activity. The transcript has 2 exons. The coding region runs from base 222 to 1937 and encodes 571 amino acids. Gene Ontology annotation, cellular component: membrane; voltage-gated potassium channel complex. Gene Ontology annotation, biological process: protein homooligomerization; potassium ion transmembrane transport. NCBI's taxonomy places the organism in Eukaryota, Metazoa, Chordata, Aves, Strigiformes, Tytonidae. The record is from RefSeq and is a predicted model, not a curated record.